CAAAGUAUGGUGAGAAGUUGUUUCUGUAGAAGGAAAAGUAUAUUCCUACAACUUAACACAAGAAUUUUCAUUCAAAAGAUAGAAACAUCAAGAAAAAACAAGGUCUAGAAACAGCUUCUACACUACCUAAGGGCCAUCACAAACACCCUGAAGUCUCUUUAAUUUUUUUGGAAUUCUGAUAGCUCAUAGCUGUUUUGUGGAAAUGAACAGCUCAACCAACCAAGAUAUGGCGGUUUCCUUUGAGCAUAGUGAGGAUGAUUAUUAUGAUCUUGAAGACUAUGACAUGGAUGAAUCUCACUACUUCUAUGUUAUAAAUGCAAUUUUGAGUGGGACAGCUAGGCUCAAUAUUCUCUUACCAACAGUGACCACUCUAGCCUUCAGCAUUUUUGCACCUAUCCUAACCAAUGAUGGCGAAUGCAGCAUUCUGAAUCGCUGGUUGACGGGCAUCUUUCUAUUUAUGUUGGCAGUGUCUUGUGUUUUCUUCACCUUCACCGACAGCUUCAAAACGGCCACUGGCAGGUUGUACUAUGGAGUGGCAACAUUUAGAGGGAUAUGGACUUUUUGCGGCGGCAGGAAGAAACCUUGCGUGCCAUCAGAUUACAGGCUUACUUGGUCUGAUUUUUUCCAUGCAUCACUGUCUUUGCUCUCUUUUCUUGCCUUUGCAGGUUUGCACUAUGAUGUUGUGAAAUGUUAUUAUCCGGGAAUGCCUAGGAAGGUGACCAACACUCUUCCCCUUGUGGUUGGUUUUGUAGUUAGCAUCCUUUUUGUAGUGUUUCCUUCAAAGAGGAGAGGGAUUGGUUAUCCAUUUUUGCUGCAAUCAGAUCCUAUGUACUCCAGACAUUGAAGCAUAUUUUUGUUUCUGCACUGACCAUGCAGAAUCAGAAACCUGAAUUUCACCUCUGCUCAGAGAUUU
This is a messenger RNA of Vicia villosa (hairy vetch), 913 nucleotides long. RefSeq names its product protein DMP2-like. The record is from RefSeq and is a predicted model, not a curated record. Bases 203 to 844 code for a protein of 213 amino acids. Lineage: Eukaryota; Viridiplantae; Streptophyta; Magnoliopsida; Fabales; Fabaceae. The transcript has a single exon. Gene Ontology annotation, biological process: endomembrane system organization.